AGUUUCUUCAGUGUCGGUUCAGGUUCAAAACGUUCCGCACGCUCUGCUCCACACACAAAUCUCCGUUGCUCCGUUUCUUCCCGAAGACGCGUCUUUCUUUCGGCCCGAAGAAUUCUUCGCAGCAGCACGCAGCCUUCGAAUAGUGCGUGUGCAGCAUCUUGGACCCCCCAUCCACUGCCUCGUCCCUCUUGUCCCAGCUCUCUCUCGGAAGAGAGUGUUGGUGGUUGGUGGUUCCCGGUGGUGCCUCUCGAGGGUGUGUGUGUUUGUGUGUGUGUGUGUGUUGGUGGUGCUGCCCCGAAGCGCUGCCGAACGGGGCGCGCAGCCAACGUCGCCGCCGACGACGACGCAACGUCGGGAAAACCUCUUGCAGUGAAAAUUUUUCGUACGUUUUCGUUAUUUGUUAUUCGCACGUUGACGCGACGAGACCGCGAUACGAGAAACGAUUGCAACUGCAGCACCAAAUGCAGCAACAGCAACAGCAACUGCAACUGCAACUGCAGCAAUGAUCGCGCGUGCAACAGCAACAUGAAGUGGAAACGCGUCACUUACAGUUAGUUUACAUUAAAACCCUACACAAAUCAUACAACAAAUAAAUAAAUAUUAAAUCCAAACUUGCCAAAUAAAGUUAUCCAACAACAACAACAGAAAUGAUAAAAAUUUUCAAGUGAAAAGUAAUAUAAUAUAUUGUGUGUUGUUGCAGCUUGCCAUUCAAGUGUCUUACAACAAAUUAAGCAAUAGCAUUAGGCUCUGGCCGCAAAUGAAACGUAUUUAUAUCAAUUAUAGCCGAAGCUUGCCCAAAACACAAAACACAAACCCCAAACACGCAAACGCAGCAUAAUAAAUAAUAAUAAAAAAAAGUGUGAUAUUUUGAUAUUAGCAAUUAGAGUUUACAGAAACACAGCGUAAAAUAUUUGUUAAAUGUGCGCCAGCAGAUAUUGCCCCGAGGCAAGCCCCGAAAAUUGGAUAAUGCUUGGAUAAAUCCGCUUCGAAAAAAAACGCCAACAAAAAUAAAGAAAAGAAAAAAUAACAAUAUAAGAAUAAGACUAUGCCAGAUCUGCAACGAUUGGAGUCGCUCGCAAUCUAAUUCAAAGAGUACCGUAAAAAUCCCUCGCCGCGCAAGUUGCAGCUUUUGCUGGAGCAGUGGGAGCAGGGGCUGACCGAUAACAAAUUAGCUAACCAACCCAAAGGAUCCGUCCCGCAGGAGACGCCGCCGUUAACGCCACAAAAAGUUGACCUCAUGACGAUGGCAGAAGGCACCGACCCCAUGGGGCAUGGUCACCACCACGCGAACCCGCACAAUCCGCCCCAGCCGCAGCCGCCGCAGCACCACCAUGCGCUCCCGCACCACUUGCCCCACCCGCACCCCCCGCCGGCACCACCGCCGCACCACCUUAACCACCAGCAGCCGUUCCAUCCGCACAUGUAUCCGGCGCCGGGAGCGGCGGCUCACUCGCCCUACGGCCAACUGCAGUAUCCGCACCCACAUCCGCAUCCGCAUGCGCUGCAGCACCACCAGCCGCAUCCGCAUCCGCACCAUCAUCCCCAUCACCUGCCACUGGCGCUGAGUCUGCACCAGCAGGCGGCAGCAGCAGCGGCAGUGGCUGCCGCGGUGGCCACCACCAACAACCACUCCAACAACAACAACCAGGCCAGUGUGGCCAACAACAAUUUGGCGGUGCCGUGGAAGCAGCGCAAGCGCAAGAGGCUGUCGGCGGUUUUGGACAAGUUGCACCACAACAACAACAACAAUAAUAAUAACAACAAUGAGAACCACUCGAAUGGCCUGGCCUGCAAAACGGAGCCCAUGGAGAUGGAUGAGGAGGGUCAGGAGGAGCACGACCAAGAUACAGAGGAUCAGGGUGAUUCUCUGCAGGAGGAAGAUGAGGAUCAUGAGCAGGACCAGGAUCAGGAGGAUCCUGCCAAGUACAUCAAGAGCGAGCAGCCAGUCAGUGAGGACGAGGAGAACGAACCGGACAUGGACCAUGAGAAUGAGGACAUCUCCGGCGAGGAUCUGGAGCUCUCGCACAGCGAUGACAACGGCGACCAGGACAGUCCCAGGAUCAGCAUGAGUCCCCUGCAACUGCAGGCCUCCGCCAAGGGCAAUCUGCUCCAGGAUCAGAACCAGCUUCAGCCGCUGAACAAGGAGAACCCCUUGCACGUGGACAUCAAGACUGAGAUCCCCAAUCCCUACGAUCGGUACUUCCCGAUUCCGUCGCCCUUGUUCGGCUACUACCUGCACACCAAGUAUCUGAACGAGGUGUUCCGCCGGCGCCAUGACCUCUAUCCCUCGCCGCUGCAGCACACCCCAUCCUCGAUAGCCUCGGAGACUGAGACAUCGCCCUCGAGUGGCCAGGAGCGCAAGGGUGGCUCCAAUCCUCUGCUGCCGCCUGCCACGCUGCUGGCCAAUGCCUCGCCGCCGCUUUCGCUACCGUCGCCGCCGCGCAGCGAGUCCUCGGUGACUAACAGUGGACCAACUGCCUCCACUGGCCAGGCAACCACCAAGAAGCGUUCCAGUCCCAAGCCCAGGGGCAAGAAGGGCGAGAAGAAGCCCAUGCCGCCGCCGCAGGAGCGUCCGCUGGAUCUGUGCAUGCGCAGCGAUCUGAUCGAGCCCAAAAAGUACAAAAAGUCCGGCUCCAAAUCCUCCCAAGAAUCCUCUGGGGCCAUGAUGCCACCACCGCCGGCGGCCAUGAGCGCGGCCAGCAGUCUGGAGAGCAUGAACGCCCUGUCGCCGGCCUCCAGCAGCCACUCCGGACACACUCCUAGCACGGCAGCGGCAACCCCCAACCACCAGCCGCCUCCUGGAUCCCCCUACGCUAAUGCCAUGAAUGCUGCCCAUGCGGCGGCAGCGGCAGCAGCUGCAGCCAUGAUCAAGCUGGAGAUGCCGCUGCAUCCGUUGCACCACCAGCAGUUGCAUCAUCCCCAUGUGCCCACCACCACAGUGGGUGUGCCGGUGAUCAAGGGCGAUGUGGCCUCGCCCACCACCAAGGAGACGGUGGCCUGGCGGUACAACCUCGACGUGUCCCCGGUGGUGGAGGAAAUGCCGCCGGGCUCGGAUGUGGCGUAUGUGUGCCCCACCUGCGGCCAGAUGUUCUCGUUGCACGACCGCCUGGCCAAGCACAUGGCCUCGCGGCACAAGAGCCGCAAUCCCGCCAACGACAUUGCCAAAGCCUACUCCUGCGACGUCUGCCGCAGGUCCUUCGCCCGCUCCGACAUGCUGACGCGGCACAUGCGCCUCCACACCGGCGUCAAGCCCUACACCUGCAAAGUGUGCGGCCAGGUGUUCUCCCGCUCGGACCACUUGUCCACCCACCAGCGCACCCACACCGGCGAGAAGCCCUACAAGUGUCCCCAGUGUCCGUACGCGGCCUGUCGCCGGGACAUGAUCACCCGGCACAUGCGCACCCACACCCGCUACGAGUCCAGGGGUGGGUCGCGGGAGGACCGCCGCGAAGGCAGGGGCGAGGGUCGCGAGGGCAGGGAGUCCCGCGAGUCCCGUCGCAGCGGAGAGCGCCUCAGCGAGGAGCCCAACUCGCCCACAUCCCUGCCGCCGCUGCUCGACAUGAAGAUGAACAUGGGCCUGGGAAUGGGCCUCAACAUGGGCCUGCCCAUGAACCCCAUGAGCCUGCUGCAGGAGGAGCUGAUGCAGAAGUCCCAGCCGGGCCUGAGCCUGGGAGGACCCAUGCCCAUUGUGGUGAAGACGGAGAGCGCCUAACGGUAUCUGGCCAGGAGGUUUAUGACCUGCUAAAAAAACACACACAGACAAAAAAGAAAACUGAAACACCAGAAUCCCAAAAGCAGGCCCAGCUUAGUGCUAAAAAAAAAACAAAACAAAACAAAAAAAAAACAUUAACUAGAGCAGUUUGUACUUGUACCGGAAAUCUCUGCGAAGACUGAGGAAACUAAUUACUACCUACAGUUUAAAUAGGCUAAAAAAAAACACAAACUAAUUUUUUAUAAACAAAAAGAGAAAGAAACAAAAAACAGAAUGAGAAAGAGAAGGAGAGGGCAGCACUCAAGACCACCCAACGUAUUAGCACUUAACUAGUUCUAGUUGCUAGAUCCUUUAGAUCGUUAAUCGAACCCCCCCGAAAAGGAGUUUAGACCGACAGGCAGGAUCUUCGAUACAGCUAGCAAUUCCAUGUUCCGCAAACUUAGGCUAUAGGCUAUAGCAUAGACUAUAUAAUAUAUAUAGAGUUAAGCCGAUCAGGCCCCUCGGACGGUCUGGUCCCUCAGCAUUUUGAGAAACUUUGAAAUUACUAGACUAUGUAGUAAUUUAAUAGGCCUAAUAGUGCCACGCAUCGGAGGGCACUACAUUUUUACUCCUAAUUUUAAUUAACUCUUAAUUUAUUUGUAACCGUACUCAAUAGCCAGUAAACCCAUACCACAACAAUUUGUAUUAAUUUAAUCUUACUUAUUUAAUUAAUUUACGCUGUUCGCUCAGCUCUACACCUAAUGAACCACAAACAAAAGACAAAGAAUUCUCCCUAGGGCACAAAAACACAAACAAUUCUUCAAAGAAACAAACAAACUAUAAAAAAAAAAAGACAAAACAAAUCUUAAAAAAAUACUAUUCCUUUUUUUGUUCAACAAAAACAAUUUGUUAAAUCGAAAUUACCUUUGUAAUUGAUUUAUGCUCACACCUUUCCACUACUCUUAUAUUUUUUGUUUUCAUAAAAUGAAAUUAAAACAUUUAAGUUUUCUUUAGUACCUAAAAGCCUCUUUGGAUUGGACACGCCCCCCUGUCUUCCGCCCCUCGGCUAGGACAGUUGGUUCUUCCGAUGGGGCGGCGGUAGGGCCAAGGCUAUCCAUGUUUCAAGUUGAAGUUUUUCGUUAUUUAUUAUGAAAUGAAUGAAAGCCCCUAUCCGCUUAUUGAUUAUUAGUUUUUAGCUAAACGUUUAAAUAAAUUAUUAACUUAUGUUAUUCUAGUUGGUUAUGAUUAGCGCUUAGUUCAAAAACGUUUUUCACAAAAUAAAACAAAACAAAGUCCCCUCGAAGGACAAUGUCAUACAAAACAGAA
Messenger RNA from Drosophila ananassae, 5017 nucleotides. RefSeq names its product zinc finger protein 1 (gene klu). The transcript is spliced from 3 exons. Gene Ontology annotation, molecular function: DNA-binding transcription factor activity; RNA polymerase II cis-regulatory region sequence-specific DNA binding. Gene Ontology annotation, biological process: regulation of transcription by RNA polymerase II. Bases 1238 to 3712 code for a protein of 824 amino acids. Lineage: Eukaryota; Metazoa; Arthropoda; Insecta; Diptera; Drosophilidae. The record is from RefSeq and is a predicted model, not a curated record.